Molecule: messenger RNA, 1605 nt
Organism: Sinocyclocheilus grahami
Lineage: Eukaryota; Metazoa; Chordata; Actinopteri; Cypriniformes; Cyprinidae
Product: metabotropic glutamate receptor 5-like
Exons: 7
Biological process (GO): G protein-coupled receptor signaling pathway
Cellular component (GO): membrane
Molecular function (GO): G protein-coupled receptor activity
Source: RefSeq, a predicted model, not a curated record
ACACUUCGGUUGUGAGAACACGAGCAAUGGCCCAAAUUAACAACCGAACGAUGCCCUGAGGAACCUACCAGUAUUCAACACUCUGAUCUGAGAGGGCCGAGGAAAUGGGGAUUUUACAUUUGCUGGUGUUUGUGCUGCUCGGAGACAGAUUGGGUCCUACACAGUCAGACAUUUUAGCGAAGGCCCAAGCCAGCGAGCGACGCGUCUUGGCACACAUUCCUGGCGACAUCAUCAUCGGGGCUCUUUUCUCUGUCCAUCAUCAGCCGCCGGCCGACAAGGUUCACGAGCGCAAGUGCGGCGCUGUACGCGAGCAGUAUGGCAUCCAGCGGGUGGAGGCCAUGAUGCACACAUUGGACCGCAUCAACGCAGACCCGCACAUCCUACCCAACAUCACACUGGGCUGCGAGAUCAGAGACUCCUGCUGGCAUUCGGCCGUGGCUCUGGAGCAGAGCAUCGAGUUCAUCCGUGACACUCUAGUCUCAGCCGAGGAGGAAGAAGGCAUGUCUAAGUGUACAACCGAAGGUGGAGGGACUCCCAUGAAAGGGAAGAAGCCCAUUGUGGGGUUGAUCGGGCCUGGAUCCAGUUCUGUGGCCAUCCAGGUCCAGAAUCUCCUUCAGCUCUUCAACAUUCCCCAGAUUGCGUAUUCGGCAACCAGUAUGGAUCUCAGCGAUAAGUCUUUGUACAAGUACUUUAUGAGGGUGGUGCCUUCUGAUGCCCAGCAGGCCAGAGCGAUGGUGGACAUCGUCAAAAGAUAUAACUGGACCUACGUAUCUGCCAUUCACACUGAAGGGAACUACGGUGAGAGUGGAAUGGAGGCCUUCAAAGACAUGGCAGCAAAGGAGGGCAUCUGUAUUGCCCACUCUGACAAGAUCUACAGCAAUGCUGGAGAGCAGAGUUUCGACCGUCUUCUCGAUAAGCUCAGGAGCCACCUGCCCAAAGCUCGUGUGGUGGCAUGCUUCUGUGAGGGCAUGACCGUACGUGGCAUCCUCAUGGCCAUGAGACGCCGCCGCCUAGUUGGAGAGUUUCUGUUGGUUGGCAGUGCUUUUUCCACAGAGAUUGUGAAGAAAGAGUUGCUCCGACACCAGUACGCUCAGGACACGAAGAUGGGCUUUGUGAUCAAUGCCAUCUACUCUAUGGCUUACGGCCUGCACGCCAUGCAGAAGUCUCUGUGUCCCGGCUACGCAGGUCUGUGUGAAGCCAUGCGGCCGAUUGAUGGAGGUAAACUCUUAGAAUUCCUCAUGAGGACAAACUUCACUGGCGUCUCGGGAGAAGUGGUGCUGUUUGAUGAGAACGGAGACUCCCCGGGGAGGUAUGAAAUCAUGAACUUUAAACAGAUGAGUGAGGAGGACUAUAGCUACAUCCAUGUGGGCAGCUGGGACAACAGUGGGCUGAAGAUGGAUGACGAGGAGAUUUGGGCCAAUAGCAGUGCCAUCAUCAGAUCAGUGUGCAGUGAUCCCUGUGAAAAAGCUCAGAUAAAGGUUAUCCGUAAGGGUGAGGUGAGCUGCUGCUGGACCUGCACUCCGUGUAAAGAAAAUGAGUUUGUGUUUGAUGAAUACACCUGUCGUAUGUGCGAGCUUGGAUCCUGGCCUACAGAUGACCUCACAG